Parasteatoda tepidariorum (common house spider) is the source of this 9066-nucleotide messenger RNA. Its product is annotated as sal-like protein 1. Gene Ontology annotation, biological process: regulation of transcription by RNA polymerase II. Gene Ontology annotation, cellular component: nucleus. Gene Ontology annotation, molecular function: RNA polymerase II cis-regulatory region sequence-specific DNA binding; DNA-binding transcription factor activity, RNA polymerase II-specific. The record is from RefSeq and is a predicted model, not a curated record. Lineage: Eukaryota; Metazoa; Arthropoda; Arachnida; Araneae; Theridiidae.
GUUUCUCGACACAAUUUUGGCGAAAUCACUUGGCGAUGCAGAUGAUUCUUCUCCUCCGGAGUCCUCGGGGUAACCCUGACGUUGUUCCCAAAGCAAGCUAGAGAUCCCUCACUUACGCGUAUCCUCAGCAUCGGUGCAAAAGUGGUGUUUUCAACCACCGAGGAAAACACUCUUGUUGAAAGAGAAAAACUUUCUCUCCGCUCCCAUCCUUUCUGUCGGAUGCGAUUUUGGAACGUUUUUCUUCAUUCUCCCACCAGCAAUUCAAACUCUCGAAUGACUGUGGAUUUUGAAAACAGCAUAUCAUCACGCACAGUGGAAUUGAAAAAUAAGGAAUAGAAUUUUGAGGAAAAUUGAUUCGCCUUGUGUUUUAAUGAAACUAUUUCCUUCUAUCGUUUGCUGGUGAGAUAAAUAAUUUUCGUCUGCAAUCAGCUUUAACUUGUAUAAUCUCAAAUAAUCGUUUGCUCUGACACUUUUUGUAGUUAUGCAGUUAUCGUUAGCGCAAACAUUGGUGUAUUUUAAAACUUCAUCUGGUUUACUGUAACUACAAAAAAAAAUUAAUUCUUUUAGAAAUGUGGUGAAAAGUACUUGAAAAACUGGGAAAUAUUGUGCAACAUGUUUCAGAUCACAUGAAAACUUACUAACCAUAAACAAAUUGGAAAAACAUCUUUCGUCCCCCUUAUAGAAUGACCCCCUUCUAUCUAGAGAAGAAAAUAUAAUCUUAAAAAAGUUUUUGGAGACAAUGUCUUGUGACGUCAUUGCAACUUAGAUGAUGACGUGUGCAGCUCGUCGCCCAAUCACUGGACGUUCUGGAAUCACAUUAUGAUAAUGACACUAGCUAGAAAUUGUUAAUAUCGAGAAGCGUCAUAUUGCGCAUGCGUUUAGUUACCCCCUCUAUUUGGGGGGUGUCAGUUGAGUAUUAGAAACGGACAUCAGCUUAUUGAAAGCCGCCGGUAUGGCUAGGCGCAAGCAAAGAAAGCCCAAACAUUUGGAAAAUGCUGAAGAAUUGGCGACGUCCCUUCAAAACGGUAUUGGAUCUGACAGCGAAACUGAAGGUGACGAGCAUGUUUGCGGCAAAUGCAGGGCUGAGUUCCCAACCUUAUCAGAUUUUCUGUUACACAAGAAAAUUUGUGCCAGCAAGCGACCUGUUCUGGUGGCACCACUGGAUACCACCAUGGAAACGGACGACGAAGAAAAUUCCGACGAUAUGGAGGAUGGUUUCACACCUCCUCCGCCCCAAUUAGAGGGAGCUCAGGUAGAUUCCCCUCAGGUGGCCGAAUGGCUACUAGAAAACAAUAAAAACUUUCGAUCUCUUCUUAACACUCAAAUGCCGUGCACUAACGUUACUCUUCAAGGAUUGGAAAACACAUCUGUUGCUGUUGCACAGCACAGCCAACUUGAGGAAAUGCUCAUUCAGGGACUAUUUAACGUUAUAACCCGUAACCAACAAGAAUCGAUGAAACUUUUUAAGGAAUGGGCGAAACAAUUCCUUGCGUCACAUCCUCUGAAUGUAGCUCCGUUGAGCGGAGCUCCAACAGUAACAUCUCCACAAUCUACAGAGAAUGGGGACCAUCUAGAAUCGAACGCUCCACCUUCGAAUCCUCUAAUUACGGAGCCCUAUUCCAUAGCAGGAAGACUUCAACAAAAUUUAUCCAUGACAAAUCUAUCACUUGAUGGUCCUCCUGAAACGACUAACAGUCUGGCAUUGUUGGAAAAGCAAGCUGACCGUUACAUUCAAGAUUCAAUGGCUAGACGGUCAUUUUUGUUAAAUGGAAUAGAAGACGAUAACAGGUCAAAAAAAGGAAAAGAUGAUCCGGCUACAAGGCACAAAUGUCACUUUUGUGGUAAACUAUUAGGCAGCGACAGUGCUUUACAAAUACACGUAAGGUCUCAUACGGGUGAAAAACCGUUUCAGUGCAAUGUUUGCGGAAGUGCAUUCUCAACUCGUGGAAAUUUGAAGGUCCACUUCCAAAGACACAAGGAAAGAAUGGAGAUUCCAGGCUCCUUCUUAAAUGCUGACCAGAAACAAUCGGACAGUCAACCAUCCAUGCCCCCGGAGUCUAAUAGUGACAAUCCACCAAUGCUGUAUGGAAAUGAUGAAGAUAAUCACAGAGGAGAUUCUUCAAAGAUAGAGCAAGCCUUAGAUUUUUCCACACCACUAAACGGAAGAAAAUCAUCAAAUCCUGAUCUUAAUAGUGGAAGUCUUUCCCCAAACGAUACAUCUAAUUUUAGUGAUAAUUCUGGAGAUGGUUCUUCGGACGAUAAUAUGCCCGACGAUUACUCUGAUCUGAAAAUAGACGUUGAAAGAUUCGAUGAUGAAGACAGAGACACAUCUAACUUAGAUGACGAUGGAUCAGAGGUAGCUUCUCAUCCUUCUUUCGGUUCACCCAAUUUCGCUCCUUAUUUCCUCUCCCCAUACGAUUAUCCAGUCUCAACUGCAACUUCGACUGCAGGAAAUACCACUGUUAGCAACUCCAUAACCAACACUAAGGGUGCAAAUGGGGACAACUCUGAAGCCAUUUUGCAAGACCCAAGCUAUUAUCAAGACCUUUUGCCGAGAAUAGGAUCCAAUGACAAUUCUUGGGAAAGUCUUAUUGAAAUAACCAAAACAUCUGAAACGUCAAAGUUGCAGCAACUUGUGGACAAUAUUGAACAUAAAUUGGUGGAACCAAAUCAAUGCAUCAUUUGUCAGCGCGUGCUUAGUUGUAAAAGCGCUUUGCAAAUGCAUUAUCGCACUCACACCGGAGAAAGGCCAUUCAGGUGUAAGCUUUGCAAUAGAUCAUUCACCACGAAGGGGAAUUUAAAAACACAUAUGGGAGUUCACCGACAAAAACCUGUUGCAAGGCUAAUGCACCAAUGCCCUGUCUGCCACAGUCAAUUUCCAAAUGCCAUCGUACUUCAGCAGCAUAUUCGAACCCAUACAACGGAUCAUGUAAUGCAGCUUCCACCAGUGUUUCACCCUAUCGAUGAUAGGCCUCCCACGUUAUUACCUCCUUCAUAUCCCAGACAGUUCCUCCUUCAAUCUCAACUGGUAAACUCUGAACCAUUGGCCUUGACAAGUUCUAAAUCUCAAGAAGAUUCAAAAGGUUCGCCUGCAAAUGAAUCCGUUAUUAAAGUUACUGGGUUAGAAAAUAAUCAUGUAAAUACUGCCUCAUCUCCUCUGAGUGCUCGAAGCAGUUCUCCGUCUUCAAACAUGGAAGAGAGUUUUGAAGAAAAAGAAUCUAAACCACCAAUUUUAAACUUAGCUCAAAGUGAUCGAGAUGUUUCUCCUCAAAAAGAAGUUAAACCAGACAGUGAAACUUACGAGGUGACUUUAAAAACUGUAUCUCGCAACUCAACGCCUGAAAAAGAUAAAAUUACUGAUAGCAUUCCAAUGGACCUAAAAUCUAACAUAAAAUCCAGUCCAAAGCAAGAAUCUGAUCAAACACCCAGCAACAAUGAGGAUUCAGAAAGGGAAUCGACGGAUACACCAAACAGACUCGAAAAACUUUCACCCAAAUUUGUUAGUCCACCAAAUACAUCUCUGUUAGUUACUCUAGCCAGCGACCGACCAUUACCCAUGACGUUACCCAGUGAUUGUCCCAUACCAUUUUCUGUACAUGGUCCAGACCGGCAUUAUCCACCAAUGAGCAUUUCAAACUGUUCUGAUUAUUCCACUGCUUCUUUAGCGGCAUUAGAAAACCAUGUUAAGGGGAUUAACAGUAGUGUUACACAUCCGCUUCCGUUUGCACCACAUUUUGGAUUGGGUAUCAAUAUGGCAGGUUAUUUUAGAGAUUAUAAUUACCCUCAAAAGCCUACAGCUUCUCCAACUAUCAACAAAAACAAUACUGAUCCAUCAAGUGAAGAAAGAACAACACCUGGUGUAGUUGUUACCAAUGGAAAAGGGGAAACUCCCAGAACUUCUUCGCUAAGUAAUCAAACUUUAUCAAAACAUGACAGCAACAAUAACGGUGGAGGAGCUUUGGAUUUAACUCCUCGAAGCUCUCCGGCAUUCCAGCGUCCAGCUACAUCAGAUUUAAAAAUAUUUCCACCUUUAGCCGGACUUCCGUUUGGACCACCACACCACCGAUCCGGCACAACAUGCCGAGUUUGUUACAAGACUUUUGCGUGCAAUAGCGCUUUAGAGAUUCACUACCGCAGCCACACCAAAGAACGUCCGUUCAGGUGCGAAGUGUGUGACAGGGGUUUUUCUACAAAGGGUAAUAUGAGGCAGCAUAUGCUGACUCACAAAAUCCGCGAUUUUCCCCCGCAAGCAUUUUCCACCAACAGCAAUAGCAACUCGUCACCUAUAACGAGUUCGCCUCAGAAAGAAACAAGCGGGGAAAAAUCUCCAAAGAAGGUGGAUGAAGGAGUUAAGCGCCAGUCCACCGACGUGGCUUUACCACCUGUUCCAGCGAAGAGAGCGCCUGGUACUCCUAAGCAUUUAUGUGAAGUUUGUCACAAGCCCUUCUCCAGCGGAAGUGCUUUACAAAUUCACAUGCGCACACACACAGGAGAUAAACCUUUCCAGUGCCAUAUUUGUCACAGGGCAUUCACAACAAAAGGCAAUCUAAAGGUUCAUAUGGGAACACACAUGUGGAAUAACAGCACAUCUCGCCGAGGUCGACGCAUGUCUCUUGAUCUAGGACCUCUUCAGUUGAAUCCAGGUGCGAAGCCAGGGGAAUUCGCACAACCUCCUUACUUUCCUUACCUCAAUCCUUUUAUGAAUGGGUUACCAAAUCAUCCCCAUCCUCCUCCGCCACCACCAAAAAUGAAUGAAAUAUCUGUCAUUCAAACGGCCGGAAUGAGCAAUGGCAGCAGCGCUAGUGCUCCUAUUACCACAAGUCCUUCUGUGACCACAACUCCUCAACCUCUUUCUUUGUUGUCCUCUAACAAACAGUUGGACCGCAGCAGCGAGAACAGUCAUCGCCAAAAUCAAAUUCAGAGUCACUCUCAGGGAAAAGACAUACAUCCGAUACUGCAAUCGAGUCAAGAGAUACCGGCGUCAUGGCCGUGGAAAAUCUCGUGCAAUGUGUGCAAUAAGAUCUGUUCCUCGUCCACCGAACUGGAGUUACACAUCAGAAACAAUCACUGCAACAAAAAAGAAUCAGCAGAGACUGAAAGAACUGAUUAAAUCAGCAUUUGUUAGCAUUAGAUUUUGAAGUAGUCAUGUAUGAAAAAAAAACAAAGUUCCUAUAUACGCUAGUCGUUCUUCAAUUGACACUUCAAGCACAAGUUGGUGAUUGGAAAUGAGUUAUAAUACUUUCUAUUGUGAUACGCCACACUUUAGUGCGAUGUUGUGACAAUAUACUGUUGGAAAAAAAAAUAUUAUAAUUUAACUUUUGCAAAGUUGAAGUUCUACAACAGUUUGAAGUCCACUAUCCCCACUGAGUGUAAUAUUUAUAGUGGUUUUUCCCUGAGGAUUUGAGGCUCAGGUUCGGCCUAACUUAAGAAAACAAUCAAAGCAUUAAAGGGGGCACAAAAUCUUAAAUGCUUAUGCAGCAUGUAAAUUAAACGCAUUCUCUCAAACCUAAUUCUCCCAGCUUUAAUUUUUAAUUUUUAUUUUCAAAGGAGUCAAGAAAUUCAUCUGAUCUCAUUUUACUGUAUAAAUGUUUUUUAUUAGUUGUGUAUGUAUGUUUGUGAGUGAAUGUGUAUGUGUGCAAGUGCAAAGCACAACUGUUUUAUGUUUAGAAAGAGUGUACUGUUUUGUUGAUUUUUUGUUAAUCUGUGAUAGCUUGUAAAACAAUUUCAUGUUUUGUACCUUUGUGUAGCAUCAUUUAUGUUAAGUAAAUUAUGCAAGAUAAAAUGUACAUAAUUUCUAAAACUUUUUUUUAUUUGAAAAAAAAAAUUUUUAAACACUAUAAAACAUGAGUCAAAAUUUGUAAAUAAAAAGAAUAUUAUUGUUAAAUUACCUAAAAAAAAAAGGAAGCACACUUUUGCUUUUUAUCUUGCAUAGUAUAUGACUGUGUUACGUGGCUAAUAUGUAAAGAAAUAGGAGAGUUGUGAAGUAAUUGGUGUUUGUCACGUGGAUAUUUUUCAGAAAAUAUAUAUAUGUAAGGUUUCUGUGGUCAAGGAAAGAUGCAAAAUUUUACUACAACUAUAAAUUUUUUAUUAAUGUCAUUACAAAUAUCCACUGUGACUUAAGUAUAAGUACGUAUGAUUUAAGUUACACAAGGUCUCAAUUCUGAAAUAUACAGUGCGCCAAAUAAAAAACAAAACACCAGAAUAACUUUUGAUCGAAUAAUCGCCUUUUUACGUACUUAUAUCGUGAGACUGAUACUAAAUAUCCAAAUAAUUGCUGCAUGCGAUAUUUUCAGUUAUAAAAUGUAAUACAAAAACAAAUUCUCUUUAAAAACAAUUUUUGACAGAUUUGAAUUUUCGAUUCUUGAAAUAUGGGGUUAAAAGUAACUUACAAUUUAAAAAAAUAACCACUAAAAUAAUUAUAAAAAAAUGUUGCAUGGAAUUAUAGUUGGGUAAACGAGUUUUAUAAUUGAGUUUAGUUGUCGAUUCGUGGGAAAAGCUAGAGGAAUUAUUAAAAUGCAUAACAAAAAAUUAACAUUAAGGGUAUCAGAUUUUUGUUGGGACCCUAUUUUCCACAUUUUGAUUGCCUCUUUUCAUCUUAUGAGAGUAUACAAGACCGAAAAAAAAAGACUACAUUUAUUGAGAGAAAAUACAUUUUUUCAGCUAACUUCGUAACUCAAAAAACCGUUAGCUGUAAACGAUUACUUUAAAAUCUAAUCAUUAGAUCAAAAGUUGUUUAGGUAUUCCCUUUUUUCACUUCGCGCUCAGUAUAAUAUUUCGAAAUAUUGAUCUUUUUUUAUCAAAUUAUUUUUUUGACCAUAUAUUUUAUUUUUUAAUUCUUUCAUGACCACAAAAACCUAAGUCGCAUUAAAUUUGUAGGUAACUUAAAAAGCUGGAAAUAAUACCUACGAGAUUACUGAAGAAGAUUCGAGCUGUUCGUAUUUUGCUGGAAAAAUACCAAAUCUGAUUUUAUAUGCUUAAUAUAAUUUUAUUUCUAUGUGCUUUUAUGUAUUUUUUCAUCCUCAAUUAUCCUUGGCAUCUUUAACACAUAAAAAUAGUGCAUUCAUAAUAUAUAAUACGUUGCCAGUCCUCUGCUAAGUUAGGACAUAUUCAAAUAUGUGGGGUCUAGUCAUCUAGGGUAAGAUAUAAUAAAAUAUCAAAAUGAAAGAUAAGUUUGGCAAUAUCUAUCAUCUAUUUUAGUUCAAUUCUUUGCACAAUAGAAAAAAAAUUAAGUCAUUUUCACAAUUUUAAUUUCAUGUAUUUCAAAAUAAAAAUUUCCAAAAUAAUAAAUGUUUCAAUUUAACUUGCACCUAACCUUCUAGAAGGUUUGCUGUGAUGUGCUGCAAGUUUAUUUUUAUUUUAUUAUACAAGACAUUUCCAAUGUUAUAAACUUAAAAAGCCUUUUUUUAGGCGUUUUGUUUUGCCUUUUUCAACUGUUUUCCAAAAUUGAAUAAUAACAGAAUAAUAAAUCAAUAAGUUGGUUUCAGAAGGAAGAUACUCUACUUUUUUUGAAUAUGUUAUAUUAUUUGUUAUUUAUCGUAAUUUAUGACAGAAUUUUAUAUUUCUGAUUUACUUAAUGCUUAUUCUUGUAGUUUUAAAUGACCAUCUACUAAAACUUCAAAAAUAUAUUACUAUCGAGAUAAAAUAUGAGAAUAUAUAAUCCUUGAAAGAAGAAAAAUUUAAGAAAAAACUUAAAUUUAAAAAUCAUCUGAAUUCUCAGAAACAAUGGGAAGGACAUGCGAACAUUUUUUUUUGUUUUGUUUGAUGUACCUUACAAUUUAAUUGCGAGUACGAUGGAACGAGAUCUCAGAUACAAUUUUAACUUAACUUUACUCUCAUAAAUGAUGCUUCCAAUGCAUCCCUUGCAUCAAAAGUUAUCUUAAAGAAUAAUUCUUCUACGUCUUAAACAUAAAAUUGAGUUUCAGAUUCAUUCUCUGAUCAAGAAAUAAAAAUUAUAUCAGUGAUAAGUUGCGUCAGAAUGAUAUCACAUCCAUGAAACUAAAAUUCCUAAGAAGUUUCUUGCGUGUUACAUCAUUAUUAUGCGAUUUAUCACAAUAAUUUCUCUUCCAGAAUUCUGCAAGCGUUCUUUAGAACACAAGUUGUGGAAAAAUCCUGUCAGUGAUUUGAUCCUAUCACUUCCAUGCUGCGCGCGACAUAUUGCGAUCUCUAUUUCGGUGAAUUGGUUAAAAUAUCGAUUCAAAAUCGUUUCUUGCAUCACAAGCUAUUCCAUACUCCAAAUUCCUGAUUAAUUUGAAUAUACUUUUUCUGAAUGAACUUUUUUUGAUGAGUUCCGAUGCCAUUUUUUGAAGAUUCUCGAAUCAUUGGUAAAGUGUUUCUCAAAACUCAUCCUCAGAGGGAAAAACAACACAUUUUGGUCACAUUAACCAGUUGCGUUGAAAAAAUGCACAUUAAGAUAAUUUUGUUACAAAAUUGGCAACGACGAACUGCAUACGUCGACAACUGCAGACAACUAUCACAGGAAAAAAAAGACUUUCGAGGCUCGUAUUUUUAAAAUGACUUGUAUUUUCUACAAGGCAUCGAACACUCAAGGGUACGCUAUACCACAGGAGAAGCCCUUAGUGACAAAUUCUGCUUCAAUUAAAUUCGUAAUUUAAAACUCAGAAAAAAGUGUGUUCAGGUAUACCUAUAGUAUAGGUUUUAAAAAAAAAAUUCGAAAUAUCAAAAUACUAACAAAUUAGGACAGGACUACGCAGUGUGGAAGUAAUUUUACCACAAUGUAUUUGCAUUUUGUUAUAUUUUGUAAACAUUUUUUCAGCAUUUGAACUUCAUGGUUUACUUUAGGUUUACCUGAACUUGCUUUUUUAUAAGUUUUAAAAAUACGAGUAGGGAUUAAACUGGAUUUGCCAUGAAAAAUUUUUCACUCGGCAUAACGUUUUUAAGUCUAGUAGUGAGUUGUAGUCAAUUUUUGGUAAGCUUAUCUAUUAAUUUCUUAGCAGCACAAAUGGUUAAACUCAUCUCAAAUUUAAACUGCAAGUUCUACCCUUCUGAAAAGAAUUGCGUGUAAUAUAAUUGCUGUAAAAAAUUAUUAAACUUUCUUUUUUUUUUUUU